UCACAAGAGAAGUUGGACGCGUUGUACGUUGAGCUGGAGCGGCAAAACAGAGACGAGAUAAAAUGGAAACAUCAGAAACAAGAUGGAAAGGAUAAUCUCGGCGAAGCUGAGGCGAUUAUCAGACGGAAUUUGAUGAAUAUUAUGGAAAGGUACGGGUUGUUGGGUGCUGGGGAGGAAGGCCAGGAUCAUAUUGAGACGAAUCGGGCACACGACUCGUCGUUCAAGAAAGACGAGAGGCUAGAGAAAUUGUGGGAACACGCCAAAAAUGAAGAGGAAAUGAACAUGAAGCGUAGAGAAGUGGACAGCAGCUACCGUCGGUUAAAAAAGAAAGUUUUGUCUGGAGCUCCCAAUGAAGAAUUUCAAGACCAUCGCGUCAGAGAUUUGUGGAAAGGAGCUCAGGUUCAAGGGUACUCGGAGGAAGAGCUUGACAUCAUGAAAGAAGAAUUACGGCACUUUGAUAACAGGAUAGCCAAGCAUGAUGACCUUCAAGAACAGCUUGAUGUUGCAGAGGAUAUGCUUAACAAUGGCCAUGAUCACAUUAAACCCAAGUUUGAAAAGUUGACUGAAAAAGUGAACGAACACAGAAAAUAUAUAAAGAAGUUACACACAACACUGGAGAAGAGAAUAGGACCUCGUAAUGAGUUGUGAUUGAAAUUACUUUCAAGAAGUGAUGGUCAGAUACUAAAGUAUGGUGUAUGCAUACCAUAUGGUAUAUGGAUUAAAUUCUUGUGAGUGUAAUGCUUGGAAGAUGGUUGAAUUUGAUGAAUAUUAUGGAAAGGUACGGGUUGUUGGGUGCUGGGGAGGAAGGCCAGGAUCAUAUUGAGACGAAUCGGGCACACGACUCGUCGUUCAAGAAAGACGGGAGGCUAGAGAAAUUGUGGGAACACGCCAAAAAUGAAGCAGGAAAACCGACAUUCCACGUCUUCAAGCGGUUGGCACAAGCGUAGAUAUGAUCGUCACUCGCGGCGUGAUAGGCGAUGAUGUCAUUUCAUUUCUGGAAUCGACUGGAAAAGACUGAAGAAGCUGCCUCAUGUUGGUAUAGUCCAGAUGCAAAAUGGGUUUUUAUAUUCAACUGUGCAACUUUCAAAUGUAUGGGAGUCAAAAUAGUCCACUACAAUUGAAGAAAAGUUACGCGCUGUUUCGAAACCAAAGCAACUGCACCAUUGGGAUUAGAAAUAAUCUCAACGAAGGACGAAGACUCCAGAUCAACAUCGUCUUUCAAUUCUCCUGUU
Dendronephthya gigantea is the source of this 1232-nucleotide messenger RNA. Its product is annotated as alpha-2-macroglobulin receptor-associated protein-like. The record is from RefSeq and is a predicted model, not a curated record. Lineage: Eukaryota; Metazoa; Cnidaria; Anthozoa; Malacalcyonacea; Nephtheidae. Gene Ontology annotation, biological process: regulation of receptor-mediated endocytosis. The annotation marks the transcript as partial. The transcript is spliced from 6 exons. Gene Ontology annotation, molecular function: low-density lipoprotein particle receptor binding; heparin binding; receptor antagonist activity. Gene Ontology annotation, cellular component: endoplasmic reticulum; endomembrane system.